AUGGCUAACACUGCUGCUGAGAAUGAGGCAGAUUCAGGCAGUGGUGUAGCCACGACCCACGUAAAACCGGAAGAGGAUGCAGACCAAAACGAAAGCGAAUCGGUGACAGGCUCCAACAUUAAUUACGAUAACGAAGGAUUCAAAUGCACCAAAUGCGAUUUCGAAGCUAGCACCCAGGCUGCUUUAACCGUGCACAUCUCCCAAGUUCAUAGUACUAGCGAAGUUGAAAUGGAGGUUGAAACGAAUAAUAACCCCCCUCCAGACCGAGUGCACCGCAAGAUGUUCGAGUGCGACGUCUGCAACAUGAAAUUCUCGAACGGCGCCAACAUGCGUCGUCACAAGAUGCGCCACACUGGAGUGAAGCCAUAUGAGUGUCGAGUGUGUCAGAAGAGGUUCUUCAGAAAAGAUCAUUUGGCAGAGCAUUUCACCACACAUACCAAAACGUUGCCGUAUCAUUGUCCUAUUUGUAAUCGGGGUUUCCAGAGACAGAUCGCCAUGAGGGCACAUUUCCAGAACGAGCAUGUGGGACAGCACGAUUUGGUCAAGUCGUGUCCGUUGUGCAGUUAUAGGGCUGGUUCCAUGAAGAGUUUGAGAAUACAUUUUUUUAACAGACACGGCAUUGACUUAGAUAAUCCGGGUCCGGCUGGAUCUCAAGCCUCCUUAAUAGCUGCCGCCGCCCAACAAGGCUUCGCGAUGGACGGCACUUUAAACUCCCUCAAUCAGUUGACUAGCAGCCUUUCUGUCAGCGUUACGGGGGCCACUUACAGCGAUUCCGGCGAUUCGACGGGUGCCAGAUCGACGGAUAACGCAACACCGCCCAUGCAUUUUUUGACGCCACACGUGGAGAUAUCGAUGACGGACGCGCCUGUACCUGGUUUCCCACCUUCACCGGGGGAUAAUAAUAACUCGAACCAACCUGGUCAGAGCGGUGAUUCGCAACGCAUGAACGGCGACUGCCCGAAUUCUCCUCAAUCUGCCGAUUCGAAUUCUAAUGCACCUUCCAGCAGUCACAUUCAACCAAAUUGUUUGAGAAUCGAACAAGAAACCAACAUUACUCCAUCCAUAUCGUUGAUACCGAUCAAACAAGAACCUGGCGAGGAGUAUGAGCCUUCCAAGAGGAACGGACCCGUCAAUUUGAGUACCUCACCAUCAGGAAGCAUCCAAAUGCAAACGGCGACUUCGAGCAGCCUCAGCUCGCUGAUCAAGGUGUCGCCGUUGAAGAGUUUGCUCAGAGACGACCUAAAGCGAAAAAUAAUAUCGCGAAGCGGUUCCAGCGGACGGGGGCGAUCUACAGCAUCGCCUGGUGCGAAUUCCGAGUCGGCCAACGAUUCCGCGAUAUCCACCAAUGGGACGAUCACGUCGACGGGGCCCGAACAGCCUUCGGAUUCGUCGUUGUGGAGGAAUUUAAGUAAAAGGUCACUCAACGGAUUGCAGUGCGUCUUUUGUGGCAUAGGAUUUCCGGAUCAGACGCUGUACUUUCUGCACAAAGGCUGUCAUUCAGACGCGAAUCCUUGGAAGUGCAACAUUUGCGGCGAACAGUGUUGCAACGUCUACGAGUUUAACUCGCAUUUAUUAAGCAAGAGUCAUCAAUAG
This is a messenger RNA of Psylliodes chrysocephalus, 1593 nucleotides long. Lineage: Eukaryota; Metazoa; Arthropoda; Insecta; Coleoptera; Chrysomelidae. The record is from the annotation of a GenBank genome assembly.